Coregonus sp. 'balchen' is the source of this 13611-nucleotide messenger RNA. The record is from the annotation of a GenBank genome assembly. Lineage: Eukaryota; Metazoa; Chordata; Actinopteri; Salmoniformes; Salmonidae.
UGGUUCCGGCCCUUGAGGCAGCACAGAGGCCCCUUACAUAGGCAGCAGCAGUAUGAGUGAGGGCGAGGGCCAGUUCUACAGUGUGCAGGUGGGAGACUCCACCUUCACUGUGCUGAAGCGCUACCAGGAGCUCAGGGCCAUCGGCUCCGGGGCACAGGGCAUCGUCUGGUAAGACAACCAUGAUGUAGACGUGCAAUAUGCCCUCUAAUAGGCUAAGUGGAAGUUUCACCAUAUUGUUUAUACCAAUUUAAAUCCUCUCAUAUCUCCACAAGUGCAUUCCAUUUGGGAUUGGGCCAUAGGUUGGGAAGUCCUAGAACUAGGCUAGCUACUGUUUACUGUUCUCUAUUCUACAGGAAUGAAAGCCUUGAUCUAUCAUGAGUCAUGGCACAUAUUUUACGCUCCCUGUCUUUCCAUCCUCCCUUUACCUCCACCUCUCUCUCUUCCCUUUUCACCCUUCUCCCCCCCCCCCCCCCCCCCCACCCUCUCUCCAGCUCUGCUCUGGACUCUGUGUUAGCUAUUCCCGUGGCAGUAAAGAAGCUGUGUCGGCCAUUCCAGAACCAGACUCAUGCCAAGCGGGCCUACAGGGAACUGGUGCUGCUCAAAUGUGUCAACCACAAAAACGUAUGGCACACUAUAACAAGCUACUGUUUGAAUGCCCUCUGCCCUGUCUAUUGAGCUGAUUGUCUAUUUUAAGCUGACACAUGCCAUAUGUUGCAAAAAUAAUUACCUAAUAGAUACAAUAAAGUAAUCAUCAGUAAUACCUUGAUAUUACGUUUCAUUACCUGUUUUAUAUCCAAUAUUCUAUUAAUAAUAUAUAAUCUAUUCAGAUGAUGAGUGGUGUCUCUCUGUCUGCCUGUCCUCAGAUUAUCAGGCUGAUCAAUGUGUUCACGCCUCAGAAGUCACUGGAGGAGUUUCAGGACCUGUAAGUCUUCUUGUACCCGUGAUCUUCUUUCUUUUAUCGUUGAGUAGUCCUUUGCUACAUUCCAAUGCACAUUCUACGUGUAGUAUACGAGUGUGGACAUUGAAACAGAGCCCUAGUCUUCAACUACAAUCCAGAUUGAUACAGUAGUACCCAUAGGUUUGCUGAUAGACGUUCUCGCCAAUCUUCUAAUACUCAAUCUCUGCUUGUUCUAAUAUACACUACCGGUCAAAAGUUUUAGAACACCUACUCAUCCAAGGGUUUUUCUUUAUUUUUACCUUUUUCUACGUUGUAGAAUAAUAGUGAAGACAUCAAAACUGUGAAAUAACACAUAUUGAAUCAUGUAGUAACCAAAAAAGUGUUAAACAAAUCAAAAUAUAUUUUAUAUUUGAGAUUCUUCAGAGUAGCCACCCUUUGCCUUAAUGACAGCUUUGCCCAGAGUUACCUCUGCUGCAGAGGAUAAGUUGAUUAGAGUUACCAGCCUCAGAAAUUGCAGCCCAAAUAAAUGCUUCACAGAGUUCAAGUAACAGACACAUCUCAACAUCAACUGUUCAGAGGAGACUGCGUGCAUCAGGCCUUCAUGGUCGAAUUGCUGCAAAGAAACCACUGCUAAAGGACACCAAUAAGAAGAAGAGACUUGCUUGGGCCAAGAAACACGAGCAAUGGACAUUAGACCGGUGGAAAUGUGUCCUUUGGUCUGGAGUCCAAAUUGGAGAUUGUUGGUUCCAACCGCCGUGACAUUGUGAGACGUGGUGUGGGUGAACAGAUCUCUGCAUGUGUAUUUCCCACCGUAAAGCAUGGAGGAGGAGGUGUUAUGGUGUGGGGUUGCUUUGCUGGUGACACUGUGAUUUAUUUAAAAUUCAGGGCGCACUUAACCAUUAUGGCUACCACAGCAUUCUGCAGCGAUACGCCAUCUCAUCUGGUUUGGCUUAGUGGGACUAUCAUUUGUUUUUCAACAGGACAAUGACCCAACACACCUCCAGGCUGUGUAAGGGCUAUUUUACCUAGAAGGAGAGUGAUGGAGCGCUGCAUCAGAUGACCUGGCCUCCACAAUCCCCCGACCUCAACCAAAUUAAGAUGGUUUGGGUUGAGUCGGACCGCAGAGUGAAGGAAAAGCAGCCAACAAGUGCUCAGCAUACAGUUGAAAUCUGAAGUUUACAUACAAUUAGGUUGGAGUCAUUUAAAACUAGUUUUUCAACCACUCCACAAAUGUAUUGUUAACAAACUAUAGUUUUUGCAAGUCGGUUAGGACAUCUACUUUGUGCAUGACACAAGUAUUUUUUCCAACAAUUUUUUAUUUCACUUAUAAUUCACUGUAUCACAAUUCCAGUGGGUCAGAAGUUUACUAAGUUGACUGUGCCUUUUAAACAGCUUGGAAAAUUCCAGAAAAUGAUGUCAUGGCUUUAGAAGCUUCUGAUAGGCUAAUUGACAUAAUUUGAGUCAAUUGGAGAUGUACAGUGGGGGGAAAAAGUAUUUAGUCAGCCACCAAUUGUGCAAGUUCACCCACUUAAAAAGAUGAGAGGCCUGUAAUUUUCAUCAUAGGUACACGUCAACUAUGACAGACAAAAUGAGGAAAAAAAAUCCAGAGAAUCACAUUGUAGGAUUUUUUAUGAAUUUAUUUGCAAAUUAUGGUGGAAAAUAAGUAUUUGGUCAAUAACAAAAGUUUCUCAAUACUUUGUUAUAUACCCUUUGUUGGCAAUGACACAGGUCAAACAUUUUCUGUAAGUCUUCAAGGUUUUCACACACUGUUGCUGGUAUUUUGGCCCAUUCCUCCAUGCAGAUCUCCUCUAGAGCAGUUAUGUUUUGGGGCUGUCGCUGGGCAACACGGACUUUCAACUCCCUCCAAAGAUUUUCUAUGGGGUUGAGAUCUGGAGACUGGCUAGGCCACUCCAGGACCUUGAAAUGCUUCUUACGAAGCCACUCCUUCGUUGCCCGGGCGGUGUGUUUGGGAUCAUUGUCAUGCUGAAAGACCCAGCCACGUUUCAUCUUCAAUGCCCUUGCUGAUGGAAGGAGGUUUUCACUCAAAAUCUCACGAUACAUGGCCCCAUUCAUUCUUUCCUUUACACGGAUCAGUCAUCCUGGUCCCUUUGCAGAAAAACAGCCCCAAAGCAUGAUGUUUCCACCCCCAUGCUUCACAGUAGGUAUGGUGUUCUUUGGAUGCAACUCAGCAUUCUUUGUCCUCCAAACACGACGAGUUGAGUUUUUACUAAAAAGUUCUAUUUUGGUUUCAUCUGACCAUAUGACAUUCUCCCAAUCCUCUUCUGGAUCAUCCAAAUGCACUCUAGCAAACUUCAGACGGGCCUGGACAUGUACUGGCUUAAGCAGGGGGACACGUCUGGCACUGCAGGAUUUGAGUCCCUAGCAGCGUAGUGUGGUACUGAUGGUAGGCUUUGUUACUUUGGUCCCAGCUCUCUGCAGGUCAUUCACUAGGUCCCCCUGUGUGGUUCUGGGAUUUUUGCUCACCGUUCUUGUGAUCAUUUUGACCCCACAGGGUGAGACCUUGCGUGGAGCCCCAGAUCGAGGGAGAUUAUCAGUGGUCUUGUAUGUCUUCCAUUUCCUAAUAAUUGCUCCCACAGUUGAUUUCUUCAAACCAAGCUGCUUACCUAUUGCAGAUUCAGUCUUCCCAGCCUGGUGCAGAUCUACAAUUUUGUUUCUGGUGUCCUUUGACAGCUCUUUGGUCUUGGCCAUAGUGGAGUUUGGAGUGUGACUGUUUGAGGUUGUGGACAGGUGUCUUUUAUACUGAUAACAAGUUCAAACAGGUGCCAUUAAUACAGGUAACGAGUGGAGGACAGAGGAGCCUCUUAAAGAAGAAGUUACAGGUCUGUGAGAGCCAGAAAUCUUGCUUGUUUGUAGGUGACCAAAUACUUAUUUUCCACCAUAAUUUGCAAAUAAAUUCAUUAAAAAUGCUACAAUGUGAUUUUCUGGAUUUUUAUUUAUCAAUUUGUCUGUCAUAGUUGACGUGUACCUAUGAUGAAAAUUACAGGCCUCUCAUCUUUUUAAGUGGGAGAACUUGCACAAUUGGUGGCUGACUAAAUACUUUUUUUCCCCACUGUGCCUGUGGAUGUAUUUCAAGGCCUACCUUCAAACUCAGUGCCUCUUUGCAUGACAUCAUGGGAAAAAAUUGUAGACGUCCACAAGUCUGGUUCAUCCUUGGGAGCAAUUUCCAAACGCCUGAAGGUACCACGUUCAUCUGUACAAACAAUAGUACGCAAGUAUAAACACCAUGGGAGCCACCACCACGCAGCCGUCAUACCGCUCAGGAAGGAGACGAGUUCUGUCUCCUAGAGAUGAACGUACUUUGGUGCGAAAAGUGCAAAUCAAUCCCAGAACAACAGCAAAGGACCUUGUGAAGAUGCUGGAGGAAACCGGUACAAAAGUAUCUAUAUACACAGUAAAACGAGUCCUAUAUCGACAUAACCUGAAAGGCCGCUCAGCAAGGAAGAAGCCACUGCUCCAAAACCGCCAUAAAAAAGCCAGACUACGGUUUGCAACUGCACAUGGGGACAAAGAUCGUACUUUUUGGAGAAAUGUCCUCUGGUCUGAUGAAACAAAAAUAGAACUGUUUGGCCAUAAUGACCAUCGUUAUGUUUGGAGGAAAAAGGGGGUUGCUUGCAAGCCGAAGAACACCAUCCCAACCGUGAAGCACGGGGGUGGCAGCAUCAUGCUGUGGUGGUGCUUUGCUUUAGGAGGGACUGGUGCACUUCACAAAAUAGAUGGCAUCAUGAGGCAGGAAAAUGAUGUGGAUAUAUUGAAGCAACAUCUGAAGACAUCAGUCAGGAAGUUAAACCUUGGUCGAAAAUGGGUCUUCCAAAUGGACCCCAAGCAUACUUCCAAAGUUGUGGCAAAAUGGCUUAAGGACAACAAAGUCAAGGUAUUGGAGUGGCCAUCACAAAGCCCUGACCUCAAUCCUAUAAAAAAUUUGUGGGCAGAACUGAAAAAGCAUGUGCGAGCAAGGAGGCCUACAAACCUGACUCAGUUACACCGGCUCUGUCAGUAGGAAUGGGCCAAAAUUCACCCGACUUAUUGUGGGAAGCUUGUGGAAGGCUAAACAAUUUAAAGGCAAUGCUACCAAAUACUAAUUGAGUGUAUGUAAACUUCUGACCCACUGGGAAUGUAAUGAAAGAAAUAAAAGGUGAAAUAAAUCAUUCUCUCUACUAUUAUUCUGACAGUUCACAUUCUUAAAAUAAAGUGGUGAUCCUAACUAAUCAAAUGUCAGGAAAGCAUUCCAGGUGAAGCUAGUUGAGAGAAUGCCAGGAGUGUGCAAAGCUGUCAAGGCAAAGGGUGGCUAUAAAAUAUAUUUUGGUUUGUUUUAACACUUUUUGGGUUACUACAUGAUUCCAUAUGUGUUAUUUCAUAGUUUUGAUGUCUUCAUUAUUAUUCUACAAUGUAGAAAAUAGUAAAAAUAAAGAAACCCUUGAAUGAAUAGGUGUUUUAAAACUUUUAACAGGUAGUGCAUGUCCUCCUCUUCUCCUUCCCUCUCCCCGUCUCUGUGCCAGCUACCUAGUGAUGGAGCUAAUGGAUGCCAGUCUGUGCCAGGUGAUCCACAUGGACCUGGACCAUGAGAGGAUGUCCUACCUGCUUUACCAGAUCCUCUGUGGCAUCAGACACCUGCACUCCGCUGGCAUCAUCCACAGGGUGAGGAGCACACACACCUGCGCACUCUCACACACUUGCAUGAAUGCAUCACACACACAUACACACCAGCAUACACACUUUGACUAAAUACGCUCUAUCCCUCUCUCUCUCACUAUAGGACCUGAAGCCCAGUAACAUAGUGGUGAAGUCAGACUGUACUCUCAAGAUCCUGGACUUUGGAUUGGCCAGAACGGCCUGCACCAACUUCAUGAUGACCCCUUAUGUGGUGACCAGGUACUACAGGGCCCCAGAGGUCAUCCUGGGCAUGAAGUACAAGGAGAACGGUAAGAGGGAACAAGGCUAUUUCCCCUGUAGUGCAUUCCCCUUGACCCUAUGGCUCUGGUUAAAAGUAGUGAACUUAGGAAAUAGUGUCGUUUAGGACACAGCCUAGUAUACAGUAUGUCUCUGUAUCUGCAUGCUACUAAUCUGACUAACCCACUAACACGUCCUGGGUCUUGUGUGUAUUGUGUACCACUGAACAGAGAUGUCCCAUUCCAAAAGGUGCAUAUCUGUUAGAGUAGGUUAGAGUGAUUGGAAUUCCUCACAGCGCUGUCAGUAGCCACAAAGAACAACCUGGUUACAACCUGCAAUAACAAAUUGCAGAAGAAUUUCAAAAGGAGGUUGGUUUUAAAAUGGAGUGCUGUUGGUCAUGUUUGGUGUGUCCAAGGACCUUGAAGGGUUGGAUGAAUAUUUUUAUUGAUCAUAGUUAUUGAUUCUACUAAACUAUCAUGGUGGCUGAUCAAGGUUCGAGAACAGUGACUGAUCAUGCUUUUCUGAUCAUACCGAUUUGAUCAUGUUCAUCGAUCACAUGUAUUGAUCAUGUUUAUAUUGAUGGUUGUUGAAUGUUGAUGGUUCUGUGCUGCUCUGCAGUUGACCUGUGGUCUGUUGGCUGCAUCAUGGCUGAGAUGAUUGCACACAAAAUCCUCUUCCCUGGAAAAGACUGUAUCCUUUUCGUGUGUGUAUGAGAGAGCGUGCGCUCCACUUAUGACAUAUCACUCUGAUAGAAUUUGUAUGUAGCAGUGUUACAUACUGAAUGGUAUUCCAUUUAUCUUUUUGUUUAUUAUCAAACCUACUUCCUGUGUAGGAAGUAAAGGCACAUUUUUCCAGUGCAUUAGAAGUUUCCAAUUGACCUUAUCAGAGAAAAUACCUCUAAGUCAUCAUAGGGCUGAAAUACAGGAAAGGGGGGAGGAGUAGAAGACCAUUUGUUAAAAGCACAUAGUCCAAAGCAAAUACUACCCACGCACUGACCACAUCACAUCCUAUGAUCCUAUUUUACCAGCUACACACACGUUAGCCGGAAAUAGCUGGCAUUUGGCCAUUUUUUGUUUCAAAACAAAUUCAGCUGGUAAGCAAAAUUGGCGGCAGCCUAUUGUCUGGGAGAAAAUAAAAAUCCCAUUGCGAAAUAAUGUUUUUUUCGACUAUUCGCAGUGGUGGAAAAGGACCCAAUUGUCAUACUUGAGUAAAAGUAAAGAUACCUUUUUAAUAGAAAAUUACUCAAGUGAAAGUCACCCAGUAAAAUACUACUUGAGUAAAAGUCUAAAAGUAUUUGGUUUUAAAUAUACUUAAGUAUCAAAAGUAAAAGUAUAAAUAAUUUCACAUUACUUAUAUUAAGCAAACCAGACGGCACCAUUUUUUAUUUUUAUUUACGGAUAGCCAGGGGCACACUCCAACACUCAGACAUCAUUUACAAACGAAGCAUUUGUGUUUAGUGAGUCUGCCAGAUAAGAUGCAGUAGGGAUGACCAGGGAUGUUCUCUUGGUGUGUGUGAAUUGGACCAUUUUCCUGUCCUGCUAAGCAUUCAAAAUGUAACCAGUACUUUUGGGUGCUAAGGAAAAUUUAUGGAGUAAAAAGUACAUUAUUUUCUUUAGUAAUGAAGUGAAGUAAAAGUAAAAGUUGUCAAAAUAUAAAUAGUUAAGUACAGAUACCCCCAAAAAACUACUUAAGUAGUACUUUAAAGUAUUUUUACUUAAGUACUUUACGCCACUGCCUAUUCGUUGACGUAAAUACAUUUGACAAGUCAUGCUUAUCGGUCUAUGGGUUAAUUUGCAUAAUUUAGAGGAAUUAAAUUGGCGACUGUGUAUGUUCGUUAUGUAUCUUAUUUAUUACACGUGACAGAUACAGAGCCUUUGAGCGGAAAAUCUGUCAGACAGCGUUUUUAUAAGCCCAAUCAUUGCGCAACAAUUCUAAAUGCAAUCAUGUGUUAAAAAUAGUUUUGUGGCCACGAUUAAAAAUAGCUAUUUUUAUUUCUCAACUGGUAAUUGAAGCGCGCUUCCCAUUCACCAUUCAAAUGCAUCGGCAACAGAAGGCAGGCUUCAUCAGCGCGUCACACACCACUUUGCAAUGAGCUGGAAGCAGUAUGCAUUUUGAAAACAUUGCUACUUAAUUGUUUGAAACCUGAACGUUUUACUACAUAUUAUGAGGCAUGUUUUACCUUGCUUCAAAGUAGCCCAGGCAUAUGCCAUUGAAACCAGAAGCCUAUUUCUCUCAUGUUCUAUUGGUUUUAUAUUUUCUUUCAUUGUCCAGAGCCAAAUGCACAUUUGCGCGUAGCCUUGUGCACGUUACUGCGCUAAUUAUGUGAAGAAAUAAUACUUUACAUUUUAAGCUAAACGUUCUUAUCUGUUGCAUCAGAUUCAUUGCUUUAAAAAAAUAUAUUUGUAGCCUAGGCCUACUUGUUGAAUGAAUUUGGGAUCUAUUGUCCCACAACUGUCCCAGGUUCUGUUUGGGCUAUUUAUUUCUCGACAAGCUGACCAAUUGAAUAGUUCAACUUAUCUACUAUGGGGAACAGUAGAUUGACAUAGGCUCAUAGGCGGCGCAUCCAUAAGGCUAGGGGAAGCUGUCACUUAAAUUGCCCAAAUUAUAUAGCCUAAUUAGCCUACUCCUGUCUAUACAGAAAUACAUGCCCAGCCAGGCAUAUCGCAAUAUUUCAAAAUUCAAUCGUGAGAAAACAUAGUUUGGAAAGCAAAUAGCUAUUGCUGUAAAGACAAGACAAUGAAAAUCUGUCUUUUAGUAACCAAAUUCUCAACUUAAUUGAGCGAACAACAGUAGGCCUAUGGCCUAUCUUAUUAGCACUAGCGGAGAGUGCACUUAUUCACUCAUUAUUCACUCUUUAUCAUUGUUCGGUCAGUGCCACUUAAAAGUUCAUUUUUGGACAGUAAUUUCCUCCUCCAGUUUAGAUGGAUGUCAUAUUCUACUUGUGUCUCCCCUUCUCGUAGGCCUAUUAUAUGGACAACGUUGUUUUAUUGAUCCAUUUGUCAGUGUCAGCAGAGUAGGCUACCCUGUAAUUUGUCAUAUAUAAAAAGAUUCUGCUAGUGUCUCCAGUCAUAUGAAGUGUAGUAGAAUUGCAUGAAAUUUGUUUUUACCAUGCAAAGAAAGAAGAAAUGUAGCCUAUAGGCCAGGUCUCUACGAUAUGCAUUGAAUGGUAUUUUUUGCGAAAAGUGACUGCCUUAUAUUAUUAGCCUAAUUUAUGACUAUCCAAUCUAUUAAUCACAUUAUGCAUAGUAGGCUAUCUUUAAAUAUGUCUGCAAAUGCGAUGAUGCAUGCAAUGCCUUAUUAUAAAGGUGCAUUUUUAUGGUGAAAAUGUGCUUUCCCAAACUUGAAACUCAUGCAUAGGCUAGUGAUUUUGCUGUUCGUUACUUGUUUUGUUGGCUGAGGGAAAAGUAAAUGUGGACAGUUAUUCUAACAUCUUCAAAGUGCACGGUAAGGACACACGUGAUUGCAUCCUCGACUUGCAUGUUCUGUUAAGAUUCAUUACCGUAAUCUAAAUGAUGCCCUAAUCAGGUUACGCACUCAAUGCGUAUUGGUCUGGUACAUUUCUCAAAUGUCCGGUAAAUUAAACUGCUGCAGGUCAAUUGUCCUGUGCCACGUUUUUGUAAUGGAAACCCUGGUACACACACACACAGAAACAGAAACAGCUGUGUAAACUGAUAAGCAGUGCUCCUAAGCAUGGGAGAGGAGUAAGUUAGUUAGCCUGUCCUUCCCAUCCUAAUGAGAGAGAGCUCUCUGGAUGGAAACAGCCUGGAGUAUGUCACUAAUCCUGCAUUUGAAGCAUUUCAUAACUCUAAAGCAUUAUUCUGCCUUUAACGUAUCAUAAUUUAACCACUUUGCCAUCUGUCUGUCUAUGAUUUUGAUGAUUUGUGUUAUAAAGACAACCAACCAUAUGUUUGAACCGUGUGUGUUCAUGUUUGUUUUCGUUUUCUUCAUGUUCCCAGUGGACAUCUGGUCAGUGGGGUGCAUCAUGGGAGAAAUGGUGAAGGGCAACGUUAUCUUCCAGGGCACCGACCGUAUCCUUCAUCCACCUCUCUCCCACGCUCUCUCUCUUUUUCAAUAUCUCACUCCUCUUCAUCCCUUUCCUCAUCCCUCUAUCUCCACUCCUUUCUGACACUUGAUUCUUCCAUUGUCUCCAUAAGUAUUUAUACUUUGGCAUGCUGUUUGGUUAGAUCCACAUGGAGGAUUGAGACCAAUUUGAGUUUUUCCUCAACCUUCAGUAAAUGUCACCUCCAUUGAUAAUGAAAAAAGAACUGGGAUGAUUAGCAUUUCUACUGGCUGCCUGUUUCACUUUUUCUAAUGGGCAUGGGCCCUUUCUCCCUGUCUCUCUCUCUCUGUCAGACUGUAUUUUCUUCACAAAUUUUUUGUUGAUGUAAUACACACACACCCAUGUUCUCCUUAACGGUGGUGCCUGUGCAGACAUAGACCAGUGGAACAAGGUGAUUGAGGUGCUGGGUACUCCCUCCAUGGAGUUUAUGAACCGGCUGAUGGAGACUGUGAGGAACUAUGUGAUGAACAAGCCUCAGUACCCAGGAGUCAACUUUGCUGAACUAUUUCCUGACUGGGCCUUCCCCUCCGACUCUGAACACGACAAACUCAAGAGUAAGACAUCUCCCAUCUGACCUCGUAUCUGUAGUCAUUUGUCUUUUCACUUACUGCACAGCUGAGUUCUUAGUUCUUGGUCCUGGAGGGCUCUAGUAUUGCAGGCUUUUGCUCCAGCCCAUCACUGAGACACCAGUUUCAGCUGACCAAGGCAUUAGUGAUGAAUGGAUACGCUGAAAUGGGUGUAUUAGUGCUGGGCUGGAACAAAAUCUCGCUCACAUUGUAGCCCUCCAAGAGCAGGAGUGAAGAACACUAUCCAGCAAUAGGUGUGUUGGUGUAUCAAAUAUAUCUAGUUAAAAGCUGGAUCAGUAAUCUUAUCUAACACCUUGUGUGGGCUUCAGCGGUCGCAUAGAGACCACAGAUCUAUCUUAAUGAAAUGAUGUCAAGAUAGUCUUGGUUGCUGUAGUAACAGUGCAGUGACGGUGCUGUUUUCUCGUUUCCAUGACAGCGGGUCAAGCUCGGGACCUGCUGUCCAAAAUGCUGGUGAUCGAUCCCGAGAGCCGCAUCUCUGUGGAAGAGGCCCUGAAUCACCCGUAUAUCCAUGUGUGGUACGACCCAGGAGAGGCAGACGCAGUGAGUGGACUGUUCUACAUUUUUGAGAGGAUGCAUAUAAAGGGGAAUACAUUUGUUUGGUCUAAUAUGUGUGUCACUGUGUUGUGUUGUUGUCUAUGUUGUAUCUAAUAGCCUCCCCCACAGAUCUGUGACAAGCAGCUAGAGGAGAGAGAACACAGCAUCGAACAGUGGAAAGGUAGGAGGUGGCUCCCUCUAGGGACAGCACUAUCACCUGUUCUGAUACAGUACAUUACCACACACACACACACACACACACACACACACACACACACACACACCGUGUAGAUGACUGUACAGGGAUGAAACAAAUCACUCUUUCUCCUCAGAGCUCAUCUAUGAAGAAUUGAUAGACUGGGAGGAGAGGAACAAGAAUGGAGUGAUGAAAGAAGAGUCAGGUAACUCUUUACACACUACACAGAUACAAGAUCAUAUCUUAAUGUGUGGGUUGUACUAUAUAACAAGUCCUCUAGGUCUGUUGUGACUGUGUGUCUGUGACACGGUGGUGAAUGUUAGUGGACCGGGCCCCAGGGUUGGGGUUAAUUCCACAAAUUCAUUUGUAAUUCAAAUUCCAGGUCAGUCUUUGAAUUCAGAGAUCAUUCAAUUCUAAUGUUAUGUAAAUUCUAAGAAUGAAAUUCCCAAUUCAAUAUUAUCCCCAAUUAUUCCACAAAUUCCAAUUAGAAUUCAAAUCCCUCAGGCUUUCAGGCUGAUCAUGUCACUGUUCAGACAGCCUAGCUAUAAUGGAAAUAUAGAAAUACAAGUUGAAAUGUUUUAAAACAAAUCCUGCAGUCCAUUUUUGAUACUAAGUGCAUUGAUUCCAUUAACUGGGAAACAUACCAAUAUUGAAUUCCAAUUCAAUUCCAAAGAUUACAUUUUUCAAACAGUCUAAUUCCAAUUAAAUUCCAUUACUUGAAAGUUGUUGAAAUUCAAAUUGAAUUCAAUGUAUAUUCUCCAAUUCAUCAGUGUGUUCAAGAAUUGAAUUGAAAUUUCAAAUGAAAUUGGAUUCAACCCCAACCCUGGUGGAACCUUCCUGGUAUUAGGGAUGGGCAUGGUUAUUCGCAUAUUCUAAUAUUCAAACGGACAUUAGUAUUCAAACACUUGUGAGUAUUCAUUUUUGGAUACUUUUUUGGGCCUAUUUUAACAAUGAGAAAGCAUUGUUUCAAUUAAAUUGUCCAUGUUAAAUUGUUACACACAAGGAUAAACCAUGACAUUUGAAAUUCUUAAAUAAAAUUACAAACUUUAAAAUGUAGUGUUUAUGUACAUGCAUUGAGCUACUGCUGCUUCACAUGGUUUUGAAAGUAAAUAGUUUACAGUUGCGAACGGUAUAUGAAGCCUACAGUUCUGAGGACGCACAAAAUGAUUUGUUUUAAUUCAAAGCACAUUUUCUCUCACAUGGGUUAUGGGUUGCGUUUACAUUCAAAAGCAUUUUACUAUCAUAGCGCAUUUAGCCCUCUGGUUGGCGCUGGUAUGCUAUUUUCCUCACUUCAAAUAGCAGUUAGCCUAUCGGCGCGCACCAACGGAGGGUCCACAAGACCUGACACAGAUCAAUGGAAAACCCUCACCAGAAAACUUUUUUUGAAACAGAAUCAGUUCUAUUAUGGUGAACAUCAGACUUCUCUUUCACUGUUGCUGUUAGCAGGCUACUGUUAGCCAAAAAUACUGGAGAAUAGCACCCUGAAAACAACUGCGCACUCUCUGCUGUUGUGGCAUUUUGUGUCAUUCUGAUUGGUCAAGAGAGUCAAGCUUAUUUUAAAAAAAAAAAGUAAUUGGCUAAUGAUAUUAUUUGAAUAGUGAUAAUAAUAAAAAAUCCAUCCCUACCUGGUAUAUACAGUAGACACCAACCGGUCGAUCGCGAAGUCAGCGUGCAUGCGCCCGGCCCGCCACAAGAAGUCGCUAGAGAACGAUGGGACAAGGACAUCCCUGCUGGCCUAACCUGGGCGACGCUGGGCCAAUUGUGCACCGCCUCAUGGGUCUCCCGGUCGUGGCCGGCUGCGGCACUCAGGAGGCCCCUACUGACGUCAUGAUUUGACCUAGUUUUUUCCCCCUGAGUUCCCAGUUGUCUUGAAAGCACCAUGACCAGCAGAUGCAGGUACAUAAGUCCAGUAAAAUAAAAAAAAAGCAAAUUAUUAGCAAAUUAUUUCAAUUUAUGCUCAGCUGUGCCUCACAAGUGCUACACCAACUGAUCUAUUUUAUUACCAAAGCUUGAGUUUUGAAAUAUAAUAUGGUCUGAGAAGAACAAUAUUGGCAGGCAUUUAGCCAAUAUGCUGUGAUAAUGUAUUAGGCCUACUGUACAAAUCUCAUUCUUACAGUUUUUAUUAGGUUAAUGUUACUUUUUUUUUACGUCAUGUUAUUUUUAUUUUUUUCUGACCGGUAGAUCUCGGCUUGCGUUUUUACUGCGAAAGUGAUCUUGACUCAGAAUAGGUUGGUGACCACUGUAUUAGGCAUACUCUAUAGACCCUAUAUAUUCUCUCUCUGUCUGUGUGAUAGAUGCAGUGAGGGGGUUGGCCUCCCAGUCGUCCUCGGCCAAUGACAUCUCGUCCAUGUCGACAGAGCAAACCCUGGCCUCCGACACUGACAGCAGCAGUAUCGACACACUCACUGGACCCCUGGACGAGAGCCAA